This is a messenger RNA of Penicillium odoratum, 867 nucleotides long. RefSeq lists its product as uncharacterized. The transcript has 6 exons. NCBI's taxonomy places the organism in Eukaryota, Fungi, Ascomycota, Eurotiomycetes, Eurotiales, Aspergillaceae. Bases 1 to 867 code for a protein of 288 amino acids. The record is from RefSeq and is a predicted model, not a curated record.
AUGAAUCCGCUCGUUUCCCCAGAAUUUCAGGAGUGGGCAAGCACCUCUUCACGCCGUCAAAGCACGGUCUCAACCUCCACCGUGUCGUCCGCAUCCACCAGUAUCCUGUUCCAGAGCCCCGCGACCUCCCCAGGCUCAAGGAAACAAUCAUGGCAGUUGUAUGAAGAUGUGAUACGACUUGAGUUAAAUCCACAUAUGACGAUAUCAUUUGUCAAAAAUGGCCAACUGUUCAAACUACGCUACACAUACAUCGAUGUCUGUAAAGAUUCCACGGGGGCUCUGAAAUGUCUUGAGCUCGGGGGAGGUAUCGGUCAACAAACACCUUUUGUUCAUGCUUUUCAUAAUACGAAGUUACCAGUUCCGCACCUCGAGCAUCCCAAAGAAUCCGAUGACUAUCCUCUCCGAAUUUCGUUCCUUGAAUACCAGACUGUCCAAACUGCGCAGGUGAUCUUCAUGACUCAACUUUCAUAUAAAUUCGAAAACUGGGAAGACUGCGUACAAUUCCAAGAACUUCUACUAUGCUCCAAGAUGAUGUUCAUCGGGGGUAUGGCCGAAGCCAAAUCCAAGGGCCGCGGAGAAGAAUGCAUCAGUCAAAAUCUCCGAAUACUCCGCGGGCAAAAUGGCAAAAGGGUCAUGUUAUUCUUUGCCAAUUCUCAGCGCAAAGAGCUCAAGCGAUACGUGUCAAUUCCACUCAACUGCGUUGCAAAUGUCAAGCCACCUAAAAAGGCAGGACGACCAGUCGUAAUAGAGCUGGACCCCAAUUUUGACAUUCUCAUGAAAAUGCGAAAUCUAACGAUUCAUUUCCUGGACGAUGACGAUUGCAAGAGCUUCUGCCAGCUGCUGUCAACAGAGCUUAUUAUUGGAUGA